AUGCGAUAUGGAACAGUUAUCAGUCUUUUCCCAGAUGUGGUGAGAGAUGGAUCUGAUGAAAAUGCAGAUCUUCUGGGUCGUUGGUGUGGUAACGAAGUCCCUGCAGUUUUGUCAUCAACAGGAAAUAACCUAUAUAUAGAAUUUAGAUCAGAUGUCUCUACAGCAGGAAAUGGAUUCAAAGCUGACUACACUACAGGGUGUGGAGGAACCUUUACAACUGAGGAAGGAACCAUUCAGUCACCAUACUUCCCUAAUGCUUAUCCUGGCAACAAAGAAUGUAUCUAUAUCAUAAGUUUACCUGCAGGCAGCAGGAUCACCUUGACCUUCAGUUCUUUUGACGUUGAAGACUCGUCAGAUUGUAGCUAUGAUUAUGUAGAGAUUCGUGAUGGAACAAGUGCUGAUUCAGGAAUCCUCAAUAAAUUUUGUGGAAGUCAGGUUCCAGACCCAGUAACAACAACACAGAACAGCAUGUGGGUUAAGUUUGUCUCUGAUGGUUCUGUCCAUAAUACAGGAUUCCAAGCUUCCUAUGCUGCCAGUAGUGCAGCUUGUGGUGGUGUACUGACAGAGGAUACAGAUAGCUUUACAAGUCCAGGUCAUCCUAACUUUUAUCCACAUGGAGUUAACUGUACAUGGCAGAUACGAGUCAGUCCAGGUCACGUAAUACGGCUGACCUUUAACACAUUCAGCAUUGAAGAUAAUUCUGACUGCCGUUUUGAUUAUGUACAGGUUUUUGACAAUGCAACAGCAACUCCUGGUAGUGGUUUGGGAAGAAAAUGUGGCUCAACAAUCCCUCCAGUGUUGACAUCAUCAGAUAAUGUAAUGUCAGUUGUUUUUGUGUCUGAUAACAGUAUAGCUCAUGAAGGAUUUUCAGCCUCUUACGUUGCUCUUAAUGCAUCAACAUUGUGUGGUAAUGCUUUGACAGAACGAACAGGACUAAUUACUAGUCCUAAUUACCCCAGCAACUACCCACAUAACAGGGAGUGUGUAUGGACAAUAACAGCUAAUGAUGGGAACCAGAUUUUACUGAACGUUACAGAUUUUGAAUUGGAAACACAUGCUUCAUGUGUGUUUGACUUUUUAGAAAUCAGGAAUGGAGGAUACCAGACUUCACCAUUACUUGGGACAUACUGUGGCACCACAAUUGAUCCAAUAUUACGUUCCCAUAGCAACCAAAUGUACCUGAAAUUUAAGUCUGACUACUCACGAUCAGCUAAAGGAUUCCAGAUUUAUUAUGAUUCUACAGCCUCUGGUUGUGGUGCUGAUUUAACUACACCAACCGGUAGUUUUGUUUCUCCUAACUAUCCAGCACCAUACAGUCACAAUGCUGAAUGUUUCUGGACUAUAACUGUCUCCAGAGGGAGUACUAUAACAUUGGUCUUUGUGGACUUCGACCUGGAAAAUCAUCACAGAUGUACAUAUGAUUAUGUAAAGAUUCGAGAGGAUGGACCACAUGGACAGCAGCUAGCCCAUUAUUGUGGUUCACAACCACCAGAACCUGUGACCUCUAGCACUAACAAAGUAUGGAUAAAAUACAGGACAGACCACUCUGUAUCAGGACGGGGAUUUCAUGCUACAUACUUUUCAAAUUGUAAUGUCAGACUGACAUCAUGGAGUGGUGUAAUAGAGAGUCCCAAUUUCCCUAAUGCAUACUAUCACAACAGGAACUGUUCCUGGGUUAUACAGACAACUAUGGGGAAUACUAUUAAUGCUUCAUUCUCACACUUUGACAUAGAAUCACAUUCCAGUUGUCAAUAUGACUAUUUACAGAUACGUGAUGGUGAAAACAUGGAAGCUAAUGAGAUUGGUCAAUAUUGUGGCAGCAGCUUGCCACCAACUAUUGCAUCUACUGGAAAUACCUUAUGGCUCAACUUUAUGUCAGAUUAUUCUGUGGCAGGGAAUGGAUUUAGAUUGGAAUACAUUACAAAUGGUUGUGGUGGAUAUUUAGUGUCAACAACAGGAAGUUUUACCAGUCCUAACUAUCCCAAUCCUUAUCCGUAUCGUCGGGAGUGUGUUUGGGUGAUAUCACUACCAACAGGCAAUGCUGUAGAACUGACAAUAGUCGACUUUGACCUUGAAACCCAUUCUUCAUGUCAAUUUGAUGUUUUAGAGGUGUACGAAGGAUCAGACACAUCCGGACCCCAGCUGACGAAGAUUUGUCACAAACAGAAAAAACCACAGCUGUUGACAUCUAGUGGCAACAUAAUGUAUGUACGGUUUGCAAGUGAUAGUUCUGUUAGUGGUAAUGGAUUUAGAGUAACAUACAGAGGCAUUACUGGAGCCAAAAAGUAG
Molecule: messenger RNA, 2289 nt
Organism: Mytilus californianus (California mussel)
Lineage: Eukaryota; Metazoa; Mollusca; Bivalvia; Mytilida; Mytilidae
Product: cubilin-like
Exons: 15
Coding region: 1-2289 (762 amino acids)
Molecular function (GO): metalloendopeptidase activity
Source: RefSeq, a predicted model, not a curated record